Messenger RNA from Lasiodiplodia theobromae, 1401 nucleotides. RefSeq lists its product as uncharacterized. NCBI's taxonomy places the organism in Eukaryota, Fungi, Ascomycota, Dothideomycetes, Botryosphaeriales, Botryosphaeriaceae. The transcript has 2 exons. The coding region runs from base 1 to 1401 and encodes 466 amino acids. The record is from RefSeq and is a predicted model, not a curated record.
AUGGCCCAGGACAUAAGCACGUCGCAGGACAAUAUCGUAGCACUUCUGCGCACUUCUCUGGACCAGUCUUUCAGGGCCAUACUACCAGACCAUGAGCUUCGACGCCCUCUCACACCCCCGCUUCCCGUAACCCCUCCCACCACGCUGGUUGAAGCCUAUUGGGGCCGGCGGAGUGGAAAGACUCGAAAACCCACGAACGAUCAAGAGCAAUGUCUCCUUCUCAACAAGCUACCAUUAGAGCUCCGAGAAAAAAUCUACAAAGAGGUUCUCGGCGACAUGAACAUCCACCUCUUCAUUUUCGAGAACAAGAUACGCAGCGUUGUCUGCCCCCGUGCGCCGAACACCACGGAAGAUGACGACUAUUACUGGUACACAGGAGACGAAGAACACAAGACCGAAGACGAGGAAGAAGACCCGUACAUCCUCAACCAUUUCCUCAGACACACCAAAGGCGUGCGCCGCCCCAGAAACCGCUGCGAUUUCUGCGACUCCAACCGACUCCGCUCCACCUACAUCUCCACGGUCCCGAGACUCCCGCCCACGUGGGGCAUCGGACCCAACUUCCUCCCCCUGCUGCUCACCUGCAGAAGAAUCUACGCCGACGCCAUCCCCACCCUCUACUCCCACCCCACCUUCUCCACCAACCACAUCUACACCCUCACCGACUUCCUCCUCGCCCUCCCUCCCCCACGCCUCGCCUCGUUGCGCUCGCUCCACCUGGUCUGGCCCGUCCCGCUCAACGAGCGCCACUACCCCGCUUCUCAUUCUUCUUCUGAUUCUUUUACUUCUUCUGCCACCUACGCUUCUUUCAUCUCUCCUUAUUUCGCCUCUGCUUCCGCCUCCGCUCCCGACCUCACCCCGCCACCCUUCGGCCUCGCGCCCCCGCACGACCGCGUCACCUGGACCGCCUUCUGGACCCUCGUCGCGACACGGGCGCCGUGCCUGCGGCAGGUGGCGGUCGAGCUGGUCGAGCGCGGGUGGUGGCGGCGGAGGGAGUGGGAGGCCGUCAUCCGGCCGGUCGCCGUGGUGUUUGGUGGAGGUGGCAAAAAGGCGCGCGCGCGGAGGUCCGGCGGGGAGGAGGAGGAGGAGGAUGAUGAUGGUGAUGAUGAGUAUGGCCAUGCGGUGAGGGUUGAGGGGUUGGUGAGGUUUCAGCGGUUGGGGGAGGAGGAUGAAGAGGGGGAGGAGGAGGAGCCGGGACGGAUGGGGUGGAAGGAGAAGAAAACGAAGAGGAGGGUGUGGAGGGAGAAGAGGUGGAGGGUGGGGCAGGGGUGGGACGAGGCGAAGUGGGUGGAUGGGUGGGAGGAGGGGGAGGAUGAGCGGGCUGGAGUGUUGGAGGGGAAGGGGGGGCAUCGCAGGUUUGUGCAGGGUGACACUUGCAUCCCUCCGCUUUGGUGGGAGUAG